GGAGGGCUCAGGCUGCAGCUCCCUGUCGAGCGUGGCACUGGCCUGCCUUAUCCAGUGGGACGGCAAAGGGUCACUCUGAAAACUGCCACUCCUGGGACUUGGCAGGUGGCUGCUGGUGGCUCUCCACCGGGUUUUCCUUCUCGCUUUCUCUCUCUCCACAGAUUACCUCCGAAGAGGAUUCUGCUGCUACAACCUCUUCAUCGCAAGCCGUGCUGCACUGCUCACAGGAGGCACGCUCUUGCCUGUGACUGUGUGUUUGCCAACAUGGCACCCAAAAAGAAGACUGUCAAAAAGAACAAAGGCGACAUCAAUGAGAUGACCAUAAUUGUAGAAGACAGCCCUCUAACCAAACUGAAUGCUUUGAAUGGGCUCCUAGAGGGAGGCAAUGGUCUUAGCUGCAUUUCUUCUGAAUUAACAGAUACUUCUUAUGGGCCCAAUCUCUUGGAAGGUUUAAGUAAAAUGCGGCAGGAGAGCUUCCUCUGUGACUUAGUCAUUGGUACCAAAACCAAAUCCUUUGAUGUUCAUAAGUCAGUGAUGGCUUCAUGCAGUGAGUACUUCUACAACAUACUAAAAAAAGACCCAUCGACUCAAAGGGUGGAUCUCAAUGAUAUUUCACCACUAGGCUUGGCCACGGUCAUUGCCUAUGCCUACACGGGAAAGCUGACUCUCUCCUUGUACACGAUAGGAAGCAUUAUUUCUGCUGCUGUUUAUCUUCAGAUCCAUACUCUUGUCAAGAUGUGCAGUGAUUUUCUGAUCCGGGAGAUGAGUGUUGAGAAUUGCAUGUAUGUUGUUAAUAUUGCUGAAACAUACUCCCUGAAAAAUGCUAAAGCAGCAGCCCAGAAAUUUAUCCGGGAUAAUUUCCUCGAAUUUGCAGAAUCAGAUCAGUUUAUGAAACUUACGUUUGAACAAAUUAAUGAACUUCUUAUAGAUGAUGACUUACAGUUGCCUUCUGAGAUAGUAGCAUUCCAGAUUGCAAUGAAAUGGUUAGAAUUUGACCAAAAGAGAGUAAAAUAUGCUGCAGAUCUUUUGAGCAAUAUUCGUUUUGGUACCAUCUCUGCACAAGACCUGGUGAAUUAUGUUCAAUCUGUGCCAAGAAUGAUGCAAGAUGCCGAUUGUCACAAACUCCUUGUAGACGCUAUGAACUACCACUUACUUCCAUACCACCAAAACACAUUACAGUCUAGGCGAACGAGAAUCCGAGGAGGCUGCCGGGUCCUAGUCACUGUUGGGGGACGCCCAGGCCUUACUGAGAAGUCCCUUAGUAGAGACAUCUUGUAUAGAGACCCUGAAAAUGGAUGGAGCAAGCUGACAGAAAUGCCAGCCAAGAGUUUUAAUCAGUGCGUGGCUGUGAUGGAUGGAUUUCUUUAUGUGGCUGGUGGUGAAGACCAGAAUGAUGCAAGAAAUCAAGCCAAGCAUGCAGUCAGCAAUUUCUGCAGAUACGAUCCCCGCUUCAAUACCUGGAUACACCUCGCCAGCAUGAACCAGAAGCGCACGCACUUCAGCCUGAGCGUGUUCAAUGGGCUCCUCUACGCUCUGGGUGGCCGCAAUGCAGAAGGCAGCCUGGCCUCGCUGGAGUGCUACGUGCCCUCCACCAACCAGUGGCAGCCGAAGACGCCCCUGGAGGUAGCGCGCUGCUGCCACGCCAGCGCCGUCGCCGACGGCCGAGUGCUGGUGACCGGCGGCUACAUCGGCAACGCGUACUCCCGCUCCGUGUGCGCGUAUAACCCGGCCAGCGACUCGUGGCAGGAGCUGCCGAGCCUGAGUACGCCCCGGGGUUGGCACUGCGCGGUCACGCUGACCGACAGGGUGUACGUGAUGGGGGGCAGCCAGGUGGGGCCGCGCGGGGAGCGCGUGGACGUGCUGACGGUGGAGUGCUACAGCCCGGCCACCGGCCAGUGGAGCUACGCCGCGCCGUUGCAGGUGGGCGUGAGCACGGCCGGCGUCUCAGUGCUGCACGGCCGCGCCUACCUGGUGGGAGGCUGGAACGAGGGCGAGAAGAAGUACAAAAAGUGUAUCCAGUGCUUCAGCCCGGAGCUCAACGAGUGGACGGAGGACGACGAGCUGCCGGAGGCCACCGUGGGCGUGUCCUGCUGCACUCUCUCCAUGCCCAACAACGUGACUCGGGAAUCCCGGGCGAGCUCGGUGUCCUCCGUGCCUGUCAGUAUCUGAACCCAGGUAGUCGCGGGGAUGCAGGAAAAACACUUAUUUAUUCAUAGAACCAUGUGGUUAAUCUUUGAGUUAGUGAAAAGGAAAAUAUGUAACAUUUACUACAGUGGUUGUAUCUGAAAAUAUAUCGAUGACAAAUGAUUUUAAAUUCCUGGUAUGGCAUAAUCUACCUCUGUCUUUUUUAGCCAGCAAAGGAAAGCAAUUUAUUUCAGUGGCCACUGGGUGGCAGACGGAGUUUGCUGUAGGCACUCCCAACAGGGCACGUUUCCUAAACCUAUUGCAGUUUUGCCCACAUUUGAGAUUUUUCUUCUGCACUUCAGUACUUAUAAGGCUUAUGUGAGAAAGUAAUCCCACAGAUAAAAAAGUUUAUUUUCUCUCAUUUUCUUCUUUAGGAAGUUGAAAAUGGUUUUAUUUUUCAAUGAAAAUCAUCUAUUUCCAUAAAGACUUAACUCUAUUCAACACAAUUCCUUUUCCUUUAUGUGAAUGAGUAAAGCAUCUUGAAAGGCAUCUCGUAGCAAAGGUGUAAAGUUUAGGACAAAGUCCGGAUGGGAAGGAACAGGGAUUCUGUGGAUACCAUUGGGUUGUGGUGAUUUCUCCCUCUAGGCCUCAGACCUCAGUGUAUUUUCUAUCAUAAAAUCCUCAUCUGGAAGAAGAAACUAUUAUCAGUCAUUUAACUUAUGAUGUAAGUUUAAAUCACUUUUUUUGUUUCUCCGAGAAGUAUUUGCACUUUAACUCUUUUCCUGUAUUAAAGGAAUUUCAAGUAUCCUGAGUGCCUUACCACCACCUUAAGCACAAACCAAUUGCUACAUCAAGGUUAGAGGCGAACUUGUCUCUAAGGUAAACCCUAGGACCAUCACUAAGUAAAACUAUGUCUUCAAGGACUGUUAAUGAAUGCUUAGAUAGCCUGAGGGUUAUACAACAAUAACAAUAGUUUGAUUUCCCUCGACUUUUUUUUGUAAGAAGCAUUUUUGCUAUAUGGUGCGUGUGCAUACUGGAGAGACAGAAA
Tupaia belangeri chinensis (Chinese tree shrew) is the source of this 3172-nucleotide messenger RNA. RefSeq names its product kelch like family member 31 (gene KLHL31). Gene Ontology annotation, biological process: negative regulation of protein phosphorylation; negative regulation of JNK cascade. Lineage: Eukaryota; Metazoa; Chordata; Mammalia; Scandentia; Tupaiidae. Gene Ontology annotation, cellular component: nucleus. The record is from RefSeq and is a predicted model, not a curated record. Bases 265 to 2169 code for a protein of 634 amino acids. The transcript has 3 exons. Gene Ontology annotation, molecular function: protein binding.